AUGGGGGAUGAAAAGAACCAUCAAUAUUGUGACUAUAACAAUAAUAUAGUGACUACUAGUCAUGUACUAGAGACUCAAGUAGAUGCUUGUUGUAUUUGUCAGGACGUUGUGGAUCGAUUAAAGCAAGGACAUUUAUCUGGAUGUAAUCAUUGUUUUCAUUAUCAUUGUAUUGUCACAUGGGCACAAGUGACAAAUCUCUGUCCAUUAUGCAAGACCAAGUUUAAUGCAGUAACUCGAGUGGAUACACAAGGGAUUGAAGUCGCUCGUCAAGUGAUUCAAGACACUAGACAAGUGUAUGAACCAGAACCAUUGGAUCAUACUAUUGAUGCACAAGUAGAGUUGAUGAUGCAUGACAUAGCGUGUGAACUUUGUGGUUCAGGAGACAAUGAACACGUGCUGUUAUUGUGUGAAGCACUGGGCUGUGAAGUUGCAAAUCAUACUUAUUGUAUUGGAUUACAAGCAGUACCAAAUACAUCGUGGUAUUGUGCAAGACAUGCAACGACUCAACAAAGAGCUAGUGAUGUGAUUGAACGACCAGCGAUGACAGUGACUACUCGUCGUCGGACACGAAGAUUAGCGACGUUGAUGUCGAAUGUACUUCGUGGACGUGGUAGAUCGACGACAACAAGGGGGUCUCGUCGACGUGGAUCUCGUGGUUUUGUUGCAGUGGAAGAAGCAGAAGAUCGAAGACCGAUACGAGGAAUUGCUGCAACUUAUACGUUGAGGAUGUCAAGAGAGUUGAUGCAGGUACAGCAGCGGGCUGAUGCUAUGUUUGCACGCGGUGAUUUGACACAGUCCUCGUUGUAUGGCGGAAGUGCGGAUUCUGCUUUGAGUACUGCUCGACAAGGAACGCGAUCAAUAGUAGCGACAUCGGGACCGUCACCGAUGGAUCAGAUGUGGAACGACCAAAGUCGAAGUCGACAAGAACUUGCGGCGGCAGCAAUUGCAGCGCAUGGUCAUGGCUUACUUAGUAAUGCUGACAGUAGUACGCGGUCAAGUCAACGUGCCAAUCGUGUAUCGAAUACAUUUGCUCCAGAAUACUGUGCUCUUGCCAAGUUGAUGCAGGAUGCGGUCAGUAGUGAUAAUUACGCAUCAUCGGUGGCGCUGUUGAUACCGAAGACGGCGAAGCUGAGGUUAGUAUCACGUGUUAAGACCUUUUUUGGUCGACUCAACGCAAAGGAAAAGGCUGCUGCAGUCGAAUUGGGCUGCUUGUCAGUUCUGCAUCAGUGGAUUCAGCAGGAUAGAGGCAAUAGUGUAUCCCUCCCCAAUUCACAGGUACUUGAUGCGGUACUAUCUAUUUUUGAGACGUUGCCUUUGCGAAAGGAAGAUCUUGUGGAGGAAGAGGGGUUACAAGUCACGAUAGACAGGCUGUUAGAACUUUCGGAAGUUAGCAUCGAAACACGUCAGCGGAUGAUUGAACUGAGUGAAAAAUGGUGCGAGUUGAAUCCUCCAGCACCACGCGAGCCUCCACGACCUCAAGUAAGCCAACCUGUAUUGUCACCUGUCAAUGUGGCGCAGGAGUUACCUGUCAUAACUGCAUUUCCCUCUAUAACGCGGCCACCACGGUCAAAAGGCAAACGGAAGCGACAGCGCGAUGUGUGGUCCGAUGCUGUUGUCGAGUACGUGAAGGCUAAGCUGUACCCGCUCUAUAAAGAGAACAAUGGCACUGGCAACUUGACACGCGAACGAUUUAAGUCGAUUGUAAAGGAAGUGGCAGCUUUGUUUGCUCAAGAAACAUCGUCUAUGCAGUCUGCAGUGCUUCUUCCUUCUGGAGAGUUGUCCAAUCUUGCAAAAUCACGUGUCAAGAAACUUAUCGACAGAGUAUACAAGGAGUCGUCAACCUGCGGAACGUUUGCUGUCAAGUCGACUGCUUCCGGAUCUUUGCUAAUGGGACCAGUCGCUGCUGCAUCAACGUACUCUGCAGUACCGACUUUGAAGCAUCAGCACCGAAUAUAA
Peronospora belbahrii is the source of this 1956-nucleotide messenger RNA. The record is from the annotation of a GenBank genome assembly. Lineage: Eukaryota; Oomycota; Peronosporomycetes; Peronosporales; Peronosporaceae.